Mycena indigotica is the source of this 2511-nucleotide messenger RNA. RefSeq names its product SAM-MT-RSMB-NOP domain-containing protein. Bases 1 to 2511 code for a protein of 836 amino acids. Gene Ontology annotation, molecular function: rRNA (cytosine-C5-)-methyltransferase activity; RNA binding. Gene Ontology annotation, biological process: rRNA base methylation; maturation of LSU-rRNA. Gene Ontology annotation, cellular component: nucleolus. NCBI's taxonomy places the organism in Eukaryota, Fungi, Basidiomycota, Agaricomycetes, Agaricales, Mycenaceae. The transcript has 10 exons. The record is from RefSeq and is a predicted model, not a curated record.
AUGCUCUUCCAACUCCAAGUCCAACGCAGCUCGCGGUCGCUCUUUCACACCCUUCGUCUGCAGUCACGACAUCGUUCUUAUACUCUACGAGCGGUAGGAGCUGUUGGUCUCGGACUGGGCCUGUCACUUGCUAGACCGACAAUUCACUGUGAAGGUUCACGACCCUCAUCUCCUCUCUUGACUACAACUCCGACUGUCGCAAAGCCUGAACCCGAGGUUCCCCCACCACCGAUCCCAGAAUCAUCGGUCAACUUUCUUGAGCUUAGUUUUGGUACCGUUGCAGGCAUCUGCGCUGGGGUGUUUGUCAAGAAGGGUGCAAAGCUUGUCGCUUUCUUCCUGGGAGGAGUUUUCGUGUUCCUACAGUAUACUGGUUCAGUCGGCAUUGUCAAAGUAGACUGGAAUGCUGUCGGGCUCCGUUUCAAACGCCUCUUCUAUACUCUGGACCCAAAAACAGGAGAGUCGGUUUGCACCAACGGUUUACAGCGUGUGGAUUCGGCUGGUCGAUUUCUUGACAGCGGAUUUCCAGCCACGGGCAAGUUUCCUGGCAGGUUUGGCACUUGGCCUGCGCAUCGGGUAGACGAGGUUGAGAGGAUUUUGGAAUCGACAUCCGAUGAGGAACAGGGCAAACGAAAAGCUGUAGAUGAUGGUGCACCACGCCCGACCAAGAAACCCAAGUCGAAAGAGGUCGCCAAAAAAUCGAAAAAAGCUCCCCGUGUUCAAUUUGCGGAAGACGACUCUGAAGCGUCCGGUGGGGGCUGGGAAGAUAUCCAGGAUGGUGCAGCAAUUGGUGAUCUCGACGACUUGUUGGAAGAUUCGGACGAUGAUAUGCUUGGGGGCCGUGGUCCUGUUCAAGAAUUCGACUUUGGUUCCGAUGCGGAUGAGCCUGACGAUGAACCCACGCUAACGUUACGGUCUAAAAAAUCGAAACAAGCUGGCCCACCUCCGUCAAAAAUAAUACCAGCUCACUCCUCUUCUGACUCUUCCGACGACGAAGAAGAGCGUAUAACGUUAGCCAAUAUGGAGGCACGGUCUCGUGCUUUGGAUGCACAAGCAGAUCUUGAUGCGGAACUGGACAUGGCGGAGGCCCAGGAAGCCGACGCUGGUGACGACAAUGAAGAAUUGGACAUAGAUGAUGAUGACGAAGACGCAAAUGGGGACAUUGCCAUUGAACCCUUCCAGUUACCAACUGCUGAAGAACGAGAGCAGGAGAAAAUCACGGUGCCUGAUGUCCAUGUCGUUCAGCAACGGAUGCGGCAUUGUGUCAAGGUACUAGCAAGAUUCAAACGUCUGGGUCAGAAAGGCCGGCCCCGUUCAGAAUACAUUGACCAACUCAUCUCCGACAUUGCUAGCUACUAUGGCUACAACGAUUUCCUGGCUGAGAAGCUAUUUCAUUUGUUCUCUAUCAGCGAGGCCAUCGAGUUUUUCGAGGCCAAUGAAGUUCCUAGACCAGUCACAAUCAGGACAAACACUCUUCGCACCCGACGGCGUGAUCUUGCGCAAGCCCUCAUUAAUCGCGGAGUCAACCUUGAGCCCAUAGGGAAAUGGACAAACGUUGGCUUACAGGUUUUCGAGAGUAGUGUUCCCAUUGGCGCGACACCAGAAUAUCUAGCGGGGCACUACAUGCUACAAGCAGCAUCCUCUUUCCUUCCAGUGAUCGCAUUGGCUCCCCAGCCUAAUGAACGUGUUUUGGAUAUGGCGUCCGCCCCAGGAGGGAAAACGACCCAUAUUGCGGCACUUCUCCAAAACACAGGUGUCGUUUUCGCCAACGAUGCGAAUAAAGCGCGUACUAAGAGUCUUACGGCCAACGUUCACCGUUUGGGCUGCCGGAAUGUCGUUGUUUGCUCGUAUGAUGGGCGAGAGUUCCCCAAGGUCAUGGGGGGUUUUGACAGAGUGCUUCUCGAUGCGCCAUGUAGCGGGACUGGUGUUAUCAGCAAAGAUGCAAGUGUCAAGACAAACAAGUCUGACCGCGACUUUACUCUGCUAUCUCACCUCCAGAAGCAGCUGAUCCUCUGUGCCAUUGACAGCGUGAGUCCAGAGUCCAAGACAGGCGGGUACAUCGUUUAUUCGACUUGUUCCGUGACUGUGGACGAAAAUGAGGCGGUUGUUGACUAUGCACUUCGGAAACGACCGAAUGUGCAUUUGGUCGACACUGGGCUUGAAUUUGGAACGCCUGGAUUCACUAGUUACCGUGGCAAGACGUUUUCCCCAACCGUCGCGUUCACUCGCCGGUUUUACCCCCAUGUUCACAACAUGGAUGGUUUCUUUGUCGCCAAAUUCAAGGUGGAGAAGCGUGCCAAGAGCAAGAAACAGGAAGAAGAAACUAGAACAGUCGAAGUGGUGGCUGAAGAUGGGACCGUCCAAAACUCUGGACCAGAACAAGUCCAGAAUGAGACCGCGUUUGAUUCGGAUGAAGAUAGGCCAUAUAUCGAAGAGGCAAGACGCAAGCAGAUGAAGGCAAAGGGGCUACGUCCCCCACCAAGGAAGGCACCCGCUGUCAAGGCGGCGGCAUAG